UUCCGCCCGAUUCCGGCACAUUGUGAGCCAACCGGAUGUUGACACGAAUCUCCACACGUUGACGCCUCCAUGCGUGUUUUGUCAUUUGAACCGUUGCAAUUUCCAUUUCUUGGCAAGCAAAACGCUGUGGAAUAGCUCGAGAUGUCCGCCUCGCUGGUCAGGAGAGGACUCGAGCUGCUGAGUAACGACAUAAGUGGAAAUGUGAAGAAGAAAAAGCAGCAGCAGCGGCACGCCAGGACGCCCAAUACGGCGGCGGCAAAGGCGCUGGUGGGCACCAACCGCCAGGGCGUCACCCGCCAAGUGAAGCGGCUGCAGGGGCGACUCGGGCCCGGCAAGAGCAAAGCGACGGUCAAGGACAAGCUGAUCAAGUGUGCGCUGGAUGAGAUGAGGAAGACAAAGGACAAAAGUCAGAUGAAGACCAACAACCUCCAAUACUUCAUGAGAACCAACUUGGAAGCGGCCGAAUCGCACACAUUAAAAAUCCAGAACUACAACACGGGAAGACAAUCCCGGGAUCGCCCCGACCGACCCGUCGCUCAAAAACCCAAAGAGGCGCUGUCGGUUUUCACCGAGGAGGAGUUCCAGCAGUUCCAGAAAGAAUAUUUUGGCAGGACCGUGGAAGAAAAGAAAAACGGUCCUUCCCGUCCGAUAACACCUUUUUGAUCUUCUGCGGGAGAGUCCAAACUUUGUUCACAUUUUUCAACAACUCACGUUUAUUAAAAAAUUCUUGUCUAAUGCAAUA
Molecule: messenger RNA, 742 nt
Organism: Syngnathus typhle (broad-nosed pipefish)
Lineage: Eukaryota; Metazoa; Chordata; Actinopteri; Syngnathiformes; Syngnathidae
Gene: rps19bp1
Product: ribosomal protein S19 binding protein 1
Exons: 4
Coding region: 142-663 (173 amino acids)
Cellular component (GO): nucleolus
Molecular function (GO): enzyme binding
Source: RefSeq, a predicted model, not a curated record